AUGUCUCAUUCGAACGGUUACAGAAAUCUCACCUCAUCGCCCAAAAGUCUAGGCCAUCGUGCCCUCACCAAAGCCCAACCAGUACUCAAACUCCACAUCCCCAAGGCGCCAGAGGAGGUUUAUCAACCUCGUCCCGAAGGACCAUAUAAUGACCACCCACUACGACAAAACUCAUAUGCAACAACUCGAACUCGUCCAUCCAUUCCACCUCGACAACACACCUUAUCUUCAACCAAAAGCCACAAAUCCGUCAACAGCAAUGACACUUUCUCAAAUUACUCUCACCCAACCCUAAAAUCCCAAGACUCAUCUCUCUCACAACACAACCCAUACAUCUCCAUGCUCCUCGACCUCGACUCAAUCCCUCUCCUUCACUCCAUCCUCGCCUCAGCCUCGACCUGGCUUCUCCUCGCCGGCUUCGUCAUUCUCCCGACCGCCUUCGAGAGUCUCAACACAGCCAAACUAAGCGGGACCUCCGAAACGAUCUACAAUUCCGUGCAUCACGUUCCGAUUCUCGUCCUCGCAUCCAUAUCUUCAAGUUUCGGCGUCAUAGGCAUGUUGUUUGUGUGGCUCAAGAACAGCACGAAUUACAUCUGGAUCACGAACAAGAUUUUCAUGCCUGGAGUGCUUAAUAGCACUGUUGGUCUACUCAAUACGCUGGUUAAUGUGUAUGGUUCGAGGGAUGGGAAAUGGGGUAACACGGCGAAGGUCACCGGAAGUGUUGAGGUUGGCAUUUUGGGAGUUUGUGGUCUUCUUUGGGCGUUUUACUUCUUUGCGAAGUUGGGUGGCGUGAAGAGAGUUCAUGAUAGGCAGAUGAGGGCUGAUAGAGGUGUCGGACUGGGAAUUGAGAAGUCUGGGAGAAUGGUUUGA
Molecule: messenger RNA, 870 nt
Organism: Glarea lozoyensis ATCC 20868
Lineage: Eukaryota; Fungi; Ascomycota; Leotiomycetes; Helotiales; Helotiaceae
Exons: 1
Coding region: 1-870 (289 amino acids)
Source: RefSeq, a predicted model, not a curated record